Panonychus citri (citrus red mite) is the source of this 2159-nucleotide messenger RNA. RefSeq lists its product as uncharacterized. The record is from RefSeq and is a predicted model, not a curated record. Bases 13 to 1374 code for a protein of 453 amino acids. NCBI's taxonomy places the organism in Eukaryota, Metazoa, Arthropoda, Arachnida, Trombidiformes, Tetranychidae. The transcript has 5 exons.
UAAACAAUCAAGAUGAUGCACUUAUUUGCUCAAAAGAGACGAGAUUAUAUCGCUAAAUCAAAUAUUCCCGAACAGCCGAUAAUUAAAUCUAAUGAUAUGCCAAUGGGAACUAAAUUUACUUUCGUUGAUUUUGUGCCUUCUUAUAAAGGGACUGACACUGACACUGGAAAACCAACUUAUCAUUCAUUUGGAGAUUUAAUUACAAUCGCUAAUCGUUGGCUACGAACUGUUUAUGAUUGGGAAUUAGUUAAUUGUGAGACAGGAAUUACAAGUUACCUCAGAGAUUCUGAUCUUUAUUGUGUCUCAAUUUGGGAAAGACAAACACGAGAUGCUUAUCAUCAAGGAGUUAAAGAUGUUAAUGGUCCGUACGUUGAAUCCGCUCUUUCGGUCCUCAGAUUGUGGAUGCAGAAACGAGUGAAUCCCAUGUUAAAGAUUGUCAAUUUAAGCUACAUCGAUUUUGAGCCUGUUCGUUUAAGUGAUGGUUCCUUUGAGAAUUUGGAUCAUGUUGUCGCUCGAUUGAAUAAUGAAAUCACCUCAGCCGAUGGAUCUUCGGGCAGAAUAAUUAAUAUUGAAACGGUUAAUAUUUCAUCGGAAACUCGUGAUUUAACUGAAUGUGAUCCCGAAUUGACUGUUUGCUGUAAUCUAAAUGAAAUUCAAGGGAUUCUUCAAUUUGUCCGAGUUUAUUUAGAUGACGAUGAAAUUUCAAAGAGGAUGACGAUUGGAUUUAAAGAUUUUAUUCCGGAGCAUCUUUCGGGUGGGGUUUUUCUUAAACCUGAAUAUGAAUCUUUCUCUAAUAUCAGUGAUAGAGCCAUGUUAUGGUUAUCUCAAGAUCCAGAGCUUAUUUUCAUCUCAGCUGAGACCAAAGAGGCUCCAAUGAAAUCAAGGGCCAGUUUGGAUACUCGACGGAUGAGACACUAUUUAGCGAAAUCGGGACUUGACUAUAUACGAUUUAUCCGAAUCUGGUUUGGAAAAAGUUUAGUUGAUGAGAGUCCAUCAACUAACGAUCGUCGUGUUAGUUUUGUAACGAGUAAAAUUGUCUCAACGAAGCACACCGAUAAUCGUCCCAUGUGUGUGACCAUUGAACAGACGAAAUUGACAGUUGCCCGUUGGUUUGAUUCGAUUGAAUCUAAAUUAGAAAUCAAAGGAGGAAAGUUUAUCGAAUUGUUUCCUAAAUCAAAGUUUGAUGUCAAAGAUGAGAUUGAAAAUUGUUACCAAGCUCACAAUAUGUUCAUCAACAGAACCAAAUAUUUAGCUGCUCAAAUUUAUUUUGACGUUGGACCGACCAUUGGAGUGGAAAAAGUGGAAACAAUCAAGUAUGCAUUGGUUAACAAACAAACGAAAGCUGUUAAAUCAAUGUACUGUACAAUUAGUUAAUUGCUACAAAAAGCAGUUAACAGAGAACAAUGGAAUCAAAAAGGAAUCAAGAAAAUCACUUUCGUAUAAUCAAAACCACAACUAGGAUAUUAUAAAGAUCAACAGAAAUCAAUUUGUUUUGUUAUUCAAAUUAAUAAUUUUUGAUCCUAUUUUGUUAUCAACUAAUGACCAUCGACGGACCAAUGGUCAGUGUUUGAUUUAAAGGUCACUUGUAGUGAAAUUGACAGAGAAUCAAAAGAUGAGCAAUCAGCGAAUCAAUUGAAAAGGGGCAACCAUGAUGGACGUUAAUUAUGAUCCAAACAAUAGAUGGAGGAUCAAAAAAGGUCACGAUAUUGAAUGGAAACCGUUUUUCGGACUUUUCUCAACAAAACAAUUGUAUUGCGAUUUCGUGACCAGAAACGUUAAAGGAGCGGAACUAAUAAUAAGAAAACGAUAACAACUCAUAUCUAAAUCAAGUGUCUCAAGGUUGACGGAAGUUACGGAUUUCGGCAAGAACAACAAUUAACAACAAACAGUCAACAAUCAACCUGCUCAAAAUUAACUUUUACAUGUAUAUUACGAGAACGAAUCAAAUUAUUGUAACAAUUGAUUUUGCAAAUCAAUUCUAUCCAACGGAAAUAUUUAACUCUAAUCAACAAUUUUUUAAUUGUAAAAAAAAGAAAAUAUAAUUAACACCAACAACUCAUCAACUGUGGAGACCGUUUGUUAAAUUGUUGGUUAAACAAAUUGUAAACUUUUUGUAUCUUAUCAUUUAUAAGUAAUUAUAAUUGUAUUAAUAAUUAUAA